Messenger RNA from Trichomonas vaginalis G3, 462 nucleotides. RefSeq lists its product as uncharacterized. The record is from RefSeq and is a predicted model, not a curated record. The transcript has a single exon. The annotation marks the transcript as partial. NCBI's taxonomy places the organism in Eukaryota, Parabasalia, Trichomonadida, Trichomonadidae.
AUGAGCUAUAAUACAAAACUUAUAUCUGGUUUUUACUACCAACAGUUUCCUAUAACAGGAAAAGGUGUCAUACAAGGUUUGUCUGUUCCAUUGACUUUAAGUACACCUAUUUUAUAUAUUGUUUCAAACUUAGGUUCAAAGUGCUAUUCGAAUGUCGACAGAAACUACUAUGACCAAAAGAUACUCAUGCGUAUAAACAACACUUUCUCUGCUGGUUUGCCUAUUGUUCAUUCGAAUGCAGAGUUUUCAGCUUUAGUAAACUCAAACACUUUAGCAAACAUAAACUUAACCUUAGUUGACGCAAACUUUGUUCCUGUAAAACUUUUAUGUCCUAUGUAUUUGUCAAUGACGGCAGAAAGUUUCGAAUUGGAAGAUGCAACUGGUGAAAGUAUUGUAUUACAAGAACAACUUCAACAACAAAUAGCUCAAGAACAACAAAUGCAACAAAUAGCUCAAGAACAA